Molecule: messenger RNA, 648 nt
Organism: Sordaria macrospora k-hell
Lineage: Eukaryota; Fungi; Ascomycota; Sordariomycetes; Sordariales; Sordariaceae
Source: RefSeq, a predicted model, not a curated record
AUGUUCCAUGAGACUUUGCUGCACCUCUCAAAUCUACCAGAAGAGGAUGACGCGGACAACAACUGGGAUUCAACAUUGGGAAACGAUGCCGCGAGCUCGGCUGCUUCGAUUAGCUCGAGUAUCCUCGAGUAUCGCACCAUCAACGGCCGAACUUACCACAGUGAUUCCGUGACCGAUACAUCGUACUGGGGCCCCAAUUAUCAGAAGCAGAACAAUCAUCAUACGAUGACCAUUGCCUUGGAUGGCGAUCUCUUCAAGGCGCCCAUUACGGAGGAUCCCAAGAAUGCUCUUGACCUUGGCACAGACACAGGGUUGUGGGCAAUCGAUUUUGCCGAUAAAUAUUUGGAUUGCAGCGUGAUUGGCACCGACAUAUCCCUGAUUCAACCCACCCGAGUGCCUCCCAACUUACGGUUCGAAGUCGACGAUUAUAACAAGGAAUGGACAUGCAAUGCUAAUUUCUUCGACUUUGUUCAUAUUCACUGGCUCACCGGUACGGUCAAGGACUGGCAUACCCUGUACAAGGAGGCCUACCGCUGUUGCAAACCGGGCGGUGGGAUUGAGCAUAUAGAUGCAUCUGGUACUGUUUUAUCAGACGACGGUACAGUAGAGAAGGAUAUGGCUAUGGGCCAAUGGGGUAAGAUCUGGUAG